AUGCCUGGAGAAGAGUUCGAAAUUCGUCUCCGCCCAGAUGCCACCCCGCUGGCCAUCUCAGCACCCCGCCGGGUGCCGUUCGCUCUGCAAGAACCCCUACUCAAGGAGGUGCAGAAGCUGGAGGCGGACGACAUAAUCACGCCGGUGACUGAGCCCACUUCCUGGUGCGCGCCGAUCGUAGUCAGCGAAAAGAAAAACGGCGCCGGCGUGCGUCUCUGCGUGGACCUGUCGCAGCUGAAUAACUCUGUCCAGAGAGAGUUGUAUCAGUCGUCCACACCGCUUGAAUGCGUCACCUCCAUCGCGUCAGAGGAAGCACGCUUCUUCGCCGUCUUUGACGCUCUGAAGGGCUACCACCAGUGCCCGCUGAAGCCGUAG
This is a messenger RNA of Amphibalanus amphitrite, 375 nucleotides long. RefSeq lists its product as uncharacterized. The record is from RefSeq and is a predicted model, not a curated record. The coding region runs from base 1 to 375 and encodes 124 amino acids. The transcript has a single exon. NCBI's taxonomy places the organism in Eukaryota, Metazoa, Arthropoda, Thecostraca, Balanomorpha, Balanidae.